Penicillium diatomitis is the source of this 3627-nucleotide messenger RNA. RefSeq lists its product as uncharacterized. Bases 1 to 3627 code for a protein of 1208 amino acids. The transcript is spliced from 5 exons. The record is from RefSeq and is a predicted model, not a curated record. Lineage: Eukaryota; Fungi; Ascomycota; Eurotiomycetes; Eurotiales; Aspergillaceae.
AUGACCAUGGCGGCCCAAAGAUCAGCGAAUCCAACAACGUCAAACUCAAACGGCGAUGCGCGAGGACCUUCGCAGACCUCGACCGCCGGAAACAUGCUCACACCAAACACCACCACCAAUGUGAAUCGCAAGAAGCAAAAACGGCGACAGAAGCAAGCUGCUCGCCUUGCAGCGGAGGCCCCCGAGGCUCGAUUCAUGGACCAACCGACGGAUCAACUGCACAACCACCAUACCCAUAACGAGGACGCCGAGCAGGGUGCACCCGGCUCCCUAGACUUCAACGGCGAGGACCAUGACCUUGGCGACGGUAAUGGGGAGGUGGAGAAUCAAUACGAUCUCGAUGGACCUUUUACAUCGAACAACGUGGCGGACCACCAUCCUGACCAACAUGAGCACAAGCCAAAAAAGAAGAAGAACAAGAAGGGCCGGUCUGGCUCACAUGCUCACCCCGAUGGCAGCUCCACACCUCUCUCUACGCCCUCGGCGACCUAUUCCCACUCGCACCAGCAUCUCCAUUCGCAUUCGCAUUCGCACUCCCACUCCCACUCCCACUCCCACUCCCACUCCCACUCAUUGCCCUAUGGCCAUCGCUUCCCAGCGCGGUCGAGCAAAGAGAAUAGCAUCUGGAAUCAAUCGUCGCUGGAAGAGCGGGAGAAUAUUCGUACAUUUUGGUUCGAAUUAGGAGAGGAAGAGCGUCGUCAACUCGUCAAGGUGGAGAAGGAUGCGGUGUUGAAGAAAAUGAAGGAACAACAAAAGCAUUCCUGCAGUUGCACCGUAUGUGGCCGAAAGCGGACCGCAAUCGAGGAAGAGCUGGAGGUGCUGUACGAUGCGUACUAUGAGGAAUUGGAACAAUACGCCAACAAUAACCAGGGCUCCUUUGACGAGGGCGCUCCAAUCAUUCCACCACCUCGGCUGUAUCAGCCUCCACUUCGAUCGCCCGGUCAACAUACUCGUACACACGGUCAAUAUCAUCCUUCACGCGGCCGAGUCCAAGAACUGCCGGAGGAUGAGGAUGAGGAUUAUGAAGAUGAAUACGACGAGGACGAAGAGGAGGAUGAGGAUGACGACGAGCUGUACAGCGACGAGGAGUACGAGGAUGACGAAGCACGCGCAGCCCGCGCUGACUUUUUUGCCUUUGGAAACAGCUUAACAGUGAAAGAUGGCAUUCUAACGGUGGCCGAUGAUCUUCUCAAAAACGACGGGAAACACUUCAUCGACAUGAUGGAACAACUGGCUGAACGCCGUAUGCAGAGAGAAGAAGACACCCAGUACAACAUUGCUGCAGCUCAUCAAUCUUUUCACGCUGGUCACAACCAUGGUCCGCUCGACGACGAAGAAUACGACGACGAAGAAGAAGACGAUGAUUAUGAUAGCCAAGAAGAGGAGGAGUUCGACGAGGACGAGAUGGAUGCGAUGACCGAAGAGCAGCGAAUGCAGGAAGGUCGACGGAUGUUCCAGAUUUUCGCGGCACGGAUGUUCGAGCAACGAGUGAUGACGGCGUAUCGAGAAAAGGUGGCCGAGCAACGACAAAAGCAGCUAAUAGAGGAGCUGUUGGAGGAGGAGAAUCGUAACGAACAGCGUAAUGCGAAGAAGGCCCGUGAAGCGCAGAAAAAGAAGGACAAGAAACGUCUGCAGAAACAGGCCAAAGAGGAAGAAAAGGCCCGCCGCGAGGCAGAGAAGGCCGCGGAGGAGGCUGCAGCGAAGGCAGCUCAUGAGAAGAAGCUCGAGGAGCAGCGAAUCAAGCGCGAGGAGCAGCGCAAGAAGCGUGAGGCCGAGCGCAAAGCGCAAGAGGAUGAGCGUGCGCGGAAGGAAGCCGAGAAGCAGCGCCGAGCUAGAGAAGAGCGUGAAAGACAGGCCGAAGCGGAGCGAAAACAGCGUGAGCAGAAAGAGGAGAAAAGGAGGCGUGAUGAAGCUAAGCGCAAGGAGAAGGAAGAGCGUGACAAGAAAGCCAAGGAAGAGAACGAGCGCAAGUCAAGAGACCUACCAACUGACCGAGAUCGUGAGAUCGCUGUGCGCGCAGAGCAUGCAGCCAAACCGUACAUGCAAACUAGGCCUCUUUCGCACGUGGGGUCAAUUCCUCUGUCCUCGGCGCUUCAGACGCAGGCUAUGCCAAACUCCUCCUCAACACACUACUCCGUGGCUAGUCCCAUGGCUCCCAAAUCCGCCACACCAAGCAGGCCUCGGCCAUCGUCUCAGCAAGAUUCUCAUUCUUCGUCUCCCCAUUCGCAGACGACAAAUUCAGAGUCCCCUUUUCAGCCGUCGAUCUCUCCACGGUCUCUGGCACAGUCGCAGUCGCAGUCCAUCAUGUCAGGCCACACCCGCCCCGUGCAGCAACCUCAACCUCCCCUGCACCAUCCUCAACCUUCUGCUCCGCUAUCGCCUCUUGGCCGCAGCAAUCCUCCUGGCUUUUCCAGCCUUGGCGCUCUACCUGGGAACCCUCCUGGUCUUCCUGGCAUGGGUGGGCGGCCCCUUCAUGCUCCGGAGAUGCCGUUGUAUUCCCCGAAUUUGGCUGCAAUGAGUCCUCUUCGAGGAUUUGGUAGCUCUGGAAGCAUCCCUCCGCCUCCUGGCAUCAGUGGAAUACGCUCAACACCAGCAGGACCGGCAUUCCCAUUCACUGAGAACGGCCAUGGAAUGUCCUUCACGAGUCAACAAGGUCUUACUGGAUCGUUCGCGAUGCCGCAACCUGGAUUGCAACAGACUCAGACCAUGCAGUUGUCGGCCUCGUUCGAACGGCCACCCCUCGAACCCGGCCCCAAUCCCUACCCGGUCGUCUGGCAGAACGCCAUCAACCGUCCUCCAAGUGUUAAUCAAGAUCAGCCUCGACGUCCCCGUGGUCACGCUCACAUUCACCACCGAUCCCGCCGUGACAUUGACGAUUUGAGCACCCAGCUUGGCAGCAGUGCUUUGCUGGACGACACGGACAUUCCCUUUUCAUCCAAUCUGUCUCAAUCGCUUCCCGGCGCUGCUGCUCCCGGUUCUUUCGCAUCGCCCGCCAGAGCCAGCUUUCAAGGGUCUUUGUUCACAGAACCUCUUGGAUCUCAGCACAUUCCAUUUGCAGGCGGCUCAAGUUGGGCUGCUCCGGCGCCUUUCGGAGGGUCCGGGUUCCCCGCCGCCUCUACCUGGGGAGCUACAACUGGAAGCGGUUGGUCGCAUAACGCCUUUGCCUCGAGUGCUCAUCAUCGACCACACACGUCCCGCCCGGUCACCGUUCGUCUGCUAGCGAUCCAGGCUUGCAAGUAUUUGAACACGCUGAGCCCUCGUGUCGGAUCGGACGGUUACCAUGAUGUAAAUCUCGUCCUCGACCAGGCUGAGCGGCUGCGGGCGCCCAGCGAGCCCACGAUCACACUCGACGAAAUGCUGGAGAUCUGUGAUACGGAAGGUAAUUCACAGAACGGCGGCGGAUCUUUCUUGAUCAAGAAUGGGGAGACAGGCCAGCUUGUCAAAUUUGAGCCUGACACGAACAGCACCAGUGGUGGACAUCGAGGCAGCAUUGUUCCCGGUGACAUCGGUAGCCCAGUCCCUACGCACAGCCAUCCUGCUGUCUUCGGCGGCUUUGGUGCUCAUGCGCCUCCGGUCUCACGACAAUACUCUUCUCCUGCCGCUGGACGAUUUGGCACAACCUCCUGA